Cinclus cinclus is the source of this 3504-nucleotide messenger RNA. RefSeq names its product IQ motif containing H (gene IQCH). The transcript is spliced from 20 exons. NCBI's taxonomy places the organism in Eukaryota, Metazoa, Chordata, Aves, Passeriformes, Cinclidae. The record is from RefSeq and is a predicted model, not a curated record.
CACGGUUUUCACAUGGGCUGGGGUGGUCUCACAGGCUGCCUGGUGUUUUCUGUUUCUCGUGAAGGCUUUUGGGAGAUCCCUGCCCCGUGAGACCGCUGGUGCCGUGCGUGUGAGAUGUGUGAGGGAACAUUCCUUAAGCGGAGAAUCCCGGUCCUGAAGUUUAUUGGCACUGCUUUUUGAGGUUUGUUUUAAAACUGAGUUUUCCCAGCCUUUCUACAAUCAGAGUACUGAUGUUGUGUUCUCUUAUUUGUAGUUGUACAGAAGUAUGGGAAGCCGCGUGGAUUUUUUUUUUUUUUUUGUGUGUGUGUUUAGGAAUAAUUUGAGUUAGAUCAUACCUCACCCUAUGGCAUUUGGUUACAAGUAUGAUUCUUGUCCUAACUUGCUUUUUAGAUUCAAGAAGAUUUUCAGAAGCUUAAAAUGGAAAAAAACAACUUGAAAGGAAAUGCAGAAGCCGUGGAUAUUUGUGACCUCAGAAAAGCAACUGGAAGGACUGAACUUGGGCUAAAAAAACAUGCUGGAAAUUAUUUAACUGUUAAAAAUGGCCAAGAGUUAACUCUUUCUUCAGCUGGUAAUAAAGAAGGAAAUUCCAGAGAGCCCCCGAAGUGGAAUCUUCCCUUUGGUGCCUGCCAGCAGCAGCUGCUUUUGCCACGAGUCGAGGCCAGGACUGUGCAGAGGUGCAGCAGAUCAGCCCCACGUGUGUGCCAGGGCUCUCAGCAGCAGGUGGAAAUGGAUUUUAAAAUUAUGCUUGACCCAGAGAACAUGGAUAAUAAAGCUGGUUUAAAACAUCCCAAUGAGGAGACCAGGCUGCCACUUAUAACUAAGAAAAAAUCUGCUCCUAAUUCUUUCUCCUUCCUAACUGGGAUUGUUCAGAAGUGUCAUCUUCUUGUAGGUGCCCUGAGCCUCAGUGGCCACAGGCUCAUCCUUCCAGCAGCAGAGAGAGCUCUGCCAGCCCCUCCUGGAGUGUCCAGAGCAGCACCUUGCCCUGAAUUCCCCAGGCAGCACAAGGAACCAGCUCUAGGAGAGAUCAGUAGCAGGCUGGCCCCUGAGAACACAGGCACCAUCACCUUCCCAAAGCCAAAGGAAGCAAUUUAUGGCACACGUUCUUCUGGUAGAGGGAACAUUGCACCACUCCCAUCCAGCAAUUCCACGGUUUCAACAAGGAAAUCAAAGCCAGAGUGGAGAUCUCCAGGCCAGCAGUUGGAAUCUGAGGUGCACAUUCCCCCUCAGCCACAGCCCCCACAAACAGCUCAGCCCUUCCAGGAUCCCUGCUUGGACCGGGUUCACCAGAAAGCUCCAGUUUUUUUGGCACUCCAACACCACCAUCAUCCCUCUUGGGGGAGCACUGUGGGGUUUGUAGAACCCGCAGAAAACCUCCUCAAAGACCACACCCUCCCUUCAAUCGCGCAAAAACCCGCACAAAUCUCCUCGGAGUUGAAGUUCAAAGAGAAUCGCGUCAAAAACGCUGCUUUGUCAGUGAUAAAGAAGCAGUCGGGUGUGGAGGAGCUCCCGACCCGAGCUGGCCGGAGCUGCGGGGGCAGCGCCGGGGCUGCUGCAGAGGUGCGGGGGCAGCGGGCGGCAGCCGGGACCUGCUCUUGCUGCCGCUGCUGGCAUCACCUGGCGCGGCUCAGGAGCGCCCUGCGGGAAGCACGCCGCAGCCACCUGGAGAAUUUCUACAGCAGGGCCAAGCAUCUGGCAGCCAACUGGAAUCGCAUCAGGACCUCCAGGAGGACUAUUAUCCAUAUCCCAUCAUUAGAGCUGGUCCUGGGGAGCACAAGGUGAGUGAUCCCAGCUCCUUUUCUUCCUUCCCCUUCCUGAUAUUCCCAACACAUCCGUGAGCACAUCCCUGAUCUUGCUCUCCAGCAGAACCUGCAGAUGGGGAGGCUCUGUGACAUCCUGGAUGCCAACGUGGACGUCAUCUACAUCUGCCCCCUUGCUCUGAGUGAGGAGUUGGUGCAGUAUUACAAUAAACUCCUGGGUCUGCAGGCAGCUGUUAGAUCUGGGAACCCCGAGGACAUGGCUGACCUGCAGGACAGGUUCAAAAUUCUCACCCCUGAAGCUAUAAACAGCUUCCCUGAUCAUCACUUGUGCCUGGCCACUGUGCUCAGGUACAGCCCCAGGACCAUGCAGAGGCUGCAGGCUCUGCUCCAGGGCAGGGAUGCCUACAUGGUUGGAGGAGUUCCCCACCUGGAUGAUUUGGCUGUGGCUGACCAGCUCCAGGUGCCACUUUUGGGCUCAGAGCCAGCAGUGGCUCAGCUCUACAGCACCAAAUCUGGCAGCAAGAGAAUCUUUGCCAGUGCUGGAGUGCCAACCCCUCCUGGAGAGGGGGACAUCCACAGCAGGGAGCAGCUCCUGCGCGCUCUCAGCCGCCUGGUCCUGGAGCACUCCGAGGUGCAGCGCUGGCUCUUCAAGGUGGAUGAUGAGCGGGGAGGAGAUGGCACUGCCUUCUGUGAUGUCAUUUCCCACCUGGAAUGCUACCCCUGCAUCCUCAGGGAAUGCCAGGGACACGGCCCCGAGGUGUGCAGGGACAGCCCGGCUCGCGAGCUAGCUUUGGUGAAGAUCUCCCAGGAGCUGCCGGGCCUUUUAGCACAGCACGUACAGCCAGUCAAUGAGAAACGAUUCCCUACAUGGGAAAAAUUCCUCCAAACAUUUCUUACUCAAGGUGGAGUGAUCGAAGCCUUCCCGUUCUCCGCCAGUGUCACCAACCUGACGGUGGAUCUGCUGAUAGAGCCAACAGGGGAGGUGACCCUGGUGUCAUCUGGGGAUCAGCUCCACGCUGAGGGGCCGCUCAGAUCUUCUGGCACCACCAUCCCACAGCGUUCCGUGGAUCCAGAGGUUCUUCAAGUCCUCUGCUUCAAAAUCGGGGAGGCCUGUAAGUCCAAAGGAGUGCUCGGCUACUUCUCCGUGGACUUUGUGGCUUUCACCCAUCCCCAAACGAGGGAGCAGCAGGUGUGGGCAACAGACCUUGACCUUUGCUACAGUGACCAGCUGGCCCUGACUCAGCUCCUGUUGUACAUGACAGAUGGAAAUCUGGAUUGUGGCUCCAGCCCCCUGCAGGGACCUCUGGGAUCAAAGGAAAGCAAAAUCCAACCCAAGGGGACAAAACCUCCUGUCCCCAGCAGCCCCCGGUGCGCCGUGGCCAGCAGCCAGCUGAGGCACUCCAGCCUCGCAGGGAUCUCCUACAGCCUCCUCCUCCACACCUGUGAAACUCGGGGGGUUGGAUUUGACCUCCAGGAAAAACAGGGAACAGUUUUUGUGUUGUAUGAAGACCAGAAGCGACACAGCCUGGGAAUGAUAACAAUCGGAGACGAUCUCCAGGGGGUCCUGCUGACCUUUGCUCGCAAUCUCUUCAUCAUCCAUCAAGAAAUAUCAGCACCUAAUAUGCAAGGCGAGACCAAUUUUAAGAUGGCAAUUAGAGAUAUUGAAGCAAUCCUAGGAGUUACAGCAGAAAACAAGCUGAGAUUGGAAGAAGAGCAACCUUGGGAAGCAGAUGCUCUGAAGGAAUAG